Acanthosepion pharaonis is the source of this 1425-nucleotide messenger RNA. The record is from the annotation of a GenBank genome assembly. NCBI's taxonomy places the organism in Eukaryota, Metazoa, Mollusca, Cephalopoda, Sepiida, Sepiidae.
AUGUAUCUAUCGUUAGAAGAGACCACAGCUCUUAAAGGGCUUAGGGCACACCGUGCUACUCGUCGACCUUCAUUUGUCGUAACGAGACCAUCAUAUCUAUCUAUCUAUCUAUCUAUCUAUCUAUCUAUCUAUCUAUCUAUCUCAGUGUGUUGCCGGCAUGUCCCAACAACAUCGCUUUCUUUACAUUUGUUUCGUCUGCUCAAGAGAGCCGUGUUGAGGAAAACGCAACAUUACUACAGUAGUAAUACGUCUCGACCAUUUCUUCCACUCGGGGAAUAUACAGGUGUAACGCGGAGACUAGUUCUUGGGAUAGAGACGAGCUGUGAUGACACCGGAGCCGCUGUAGUGGACAACUGGGGUCGUGUCCUUGGAGAAGGUCUUCAUUCCCAAACUUCUACUCACGUAGAACUUGGUGGAAUCCUCCCACCAAUUGCUCAACAGCUUCAUCAAGUAAACAUUGAAAAUGUUGUUACAACAGCAAUAAAGGAGUCUGGAGUCAGUUACCAAGAUAUUGAUGCCAUUGCUGUCACAGUGAAACCUGGUCUCCCUCUCUCAUUACGUGUUGGUCUUCAGCAUGCAAAGCAGCUUGUUUUGGAACACAGAAAACCAAUGAUUCCCAUUCAUCACAUGGAAGCCCAUGCACUUACUGGUCGCAUGAUAGAACAAGUUGAAUAUCCUUUUCUUGUUCUUUUGGCAAGUGGUGGUCACUGUCUUCUGGCUGUGGCCAAAGAUGUGGAAGAUUUUGUUCUGUUGGGAACUAGUCUGGAUAAUGCCCCAGGUGAUGCCUUUGACAAGGUGGCUCGAAGCUUAAAGUUGAAAAACCUGAAAGAAUGCUUCGGUUUGAGUGGAGGGGCAUCUGUAGAACUGGUUGCUCAAAAUGGAGAUCCAAAUGCCUUCAGUUUUCCACAGGUGAUGGUAAAGUCUGCAGACUGCAAUUUCUCAUUUGCAGGAAUCAUUUCUUUGAUGCACAGGUAUAUUGCUGACUGUGAAAAAAAGCAAAAUAUCCAAGGAGAUGGUGUCAUUUCAAAUGUUGCUGAUUUGUGUGCUUCCUUCCAGUGUGGUGUCCUGAAACAUUUGGCCAAACGACUCCAAAGAGCCCUUGUUUUUACAGAAAUGACUGGCCUAUUGCGACAAGAGAAAACACUGAUAUUGUCUGGUGGAGUUGCCAGUAACCAAUUUUUGGUGAAGCACUUGAGAAAACUCUGUGAUCAGUACAACUGUCGACUUGUGUGUCCACCUCCCAAACUUUGCACAGACAAUGGCAUCAUGAUUGCUUGGAAUGGAAUGGAAAAGUUGGUACGUGGAUUGGGUGUGGCUGAAGACCCUGAAAAAGUAGACAUUCAAGCCAAGUGUCCAUUGGGUGAAAAUCUUACAGAAAGAAUCAUUAACACAAAAAUGAAGCUCGCAAGAUUGAAACUUUUAUAA